This is a messenger RNA of Cooperia oncophora, 591 nucleotides long. Lineage: Eukaryota; Metazoa; Nematoda; Chromadorea; Rhabditida; Trichostrongylidae. The record is from the annotation of a GenBank genome assembly.
AUGGGUUACUUUCUUGUGAAAUAUUAUGCGUCACGCGAUUGCUACGAUUUAUUUUCAGUCCAGUCGUGCGGUGCUCUUCUGGUCGCUCCAGGGGCUGUGAAAUAUCCACCCGGAAACAAUUACCUGGACGGCGUUACAGUGACAUUCACCUGCAAACCGGAGUACUUUAUUCAUGGCAGUCAACAACGAACAUGCGUGAAUGGUUCAUGGACACCUGGUUGGCAUGUUUGGUGCAGAUAUCGUUCCGUUGAAAUAGGACUAAAGUGGAUGACUGGCAUUCUAUCGUCAGUAGCGAUACUGCUGUUUAUCGCUUCUAUAUUUCUUGGAUGCUAUAUGCGACGUAUCACACUACAUCCGGAAACCGGAAUGACUUUCCGAAAAUCGGAACACAAUAAGCAGCACAAUGUUUACCUGUUUAGCUCUAUGUCAACAAUAGUUUCGUCAUCACCGAUUCCUCGUAAGGAACCGCCUCCAUGGUCGCCGUCGAGAGCAACUCCAAAUCACAUCCCAGCAAAGCGGGACCCAGUGCCAGCACCGUCUAUACUUCGCCAUACUCGCUCACCUUUCAGGGCCUAUGAAACGUCCACUUGA